UUUAUGGUAUAAAUGAUAACCUCAAGAUAAUCUCUUCAUACACUCGGCCUCAGUCUCAGAGAUUGCGCGAAAAUGACACCAUCUCAAACCUAUGUGUACUUGGUACUCUUUUGUGUAGUGGGAAAUAUCCUAGGAAAUGAUAAAUGGGAAAUGUCCCAGAUACAGUGCAUGGCACACAGGGACUGCCUUGAGAGUCAGCAAUGUGUGGACAUGAAGUGUGCAUACCCCUGUCCUGGGGCCUGUGCCCACAACUCCAUCUGUCAGGUGUCAAACCACAUGCCCUUCUGCGCAUGUCCUCCUGGGUUCGUAGGGAACCCGUUCACUGGGUGUACCCGGCAGAUGCACGUUUCUCGUUGGCCACCAUACCCAGGAGCAAAGAAGCGCUAUGAAGUGGUAUCCGACCAGUUAAACUGGUAUGGCGCUGUGAUUGAUUGUAAGAAUCGUGGCGGACGUCUUGCCACCAUCUUGAGUGACGAGGAGAACGAGAUGGCCAAGCAGAAGACCAGAGAGUUGGAUUCAAUAGAUUAUUUUUGGGUGUCGGGGAUAAACAUCGACAAGAACACCACGUGGAUGUGGGCAACCACGGGGAGACCCUUCACGUUCACGGACUGGAUUGACAACCAGCCAGAUAACUGGAAGGGGAACGAACACUGUCUGAUGCUUAAUACCAAAGGUCUGGGCCACAUCUGGAACGACUACGACUGCUUGUCAAUCAUCAACUACAUUUGUGAAUAUUAUGAUUGAGUGUUUCUGUAGGCUUUUAAGCACUAUAGUGAUUUAUACAAUUAAUCUUUCGUUUUUAGUUCAACAAUAAAAAAAUAGAAAUUUCACCCUUUAAAUAAUAAAAUAGUAAUCAAACAAA
Molecule: messenger RNA, 862 nt
Organism: Homalodisca vitripennis (glassy-winged sharpshooter)
Lineage: Eukaryota; Metazoa; Arthropoda; Insecta; Hemiptera; Cicadellidae
Product: C-type lectin 37Db-like
Exons: 5
Coding region: 73-744 (223 amino acids)
Biological process (GO): biological process involved in interspecies interaction between organisms
Cellular component (GO): external side of plasma membrane
Molecular function (GO): carbohydrate binding
Source: RefSeq, a predicted model, not a curated record